Pangasianodon hypophthalmus (striped catfish) is the source of this 2508-nucleotide messenger RNA. It is a transcript of the gene asb15b, whose product is annotated as ankyrin repeat and SOCS box containing 15b. Gene Ontology annotation, biological process: intracellular signal transduction. The transcript has 9 exons. Bases 88 to 1824 code for a protein of 578 amino acids. Gene Ontology annotation, cellular component: cytoplasm. The record is from RefSeq and is a predicted model, not a curated record. NCBI's taxonomy places the organism in Eukaryota, Metazoa, Chordata, Actinopteri, Siluriformes, Pangasiidae. Gene Ontology annotation, molecular function: protein binding.
UAUAUCGUAGAGUAUAUUCAGGAGACUUUCAUAUCAGCAGCGUGUGGAGCUGACGUUUGUUUACAUGUGCAGUAGUUUGUUGUUAAAAUGGCAGAGCAACUGGAUGAAGAAGAAGAAGAACAGCUUAUUGACCUUGCCAUCCGGAGAAGCCUUCAGGACAGCACUUCACCCCUCUGUCCAAAAUGGAGUACAAUGGAAACAGCGAGUGAUGACAAUGUGAAGAUUUUAGCAGCUAUAGACCAAGGUGACUUGGCCACUUUGCGGGCACUGCAUGGGAAAAGAAGUGCCUUUACACAGACGGACAGUAGAAGUUGGCUUCCCUUUCACAGAGCCUCCGUACGGCCAAACACAGAGAUUCUGGAUGCUGUUCUACUCGCAUCCCAUGAGGUGAGCAUGGAAGAGGUUACAGCUGACGGUGAGACGGCGCUGACUCUCGCUGCUCAGGCUGGACAUGUGGAGAAUGUGAAGGUGCUGCUGCAGCAUGGCGCGUCCCCUCACAACACCAACAGCAAAAACGAGUCCCCACUUCUGCUAGCGGUCAGGGUUGGCUCCUAUGACAUGGUACUAGCGCUGAUACUAGGCGGUGCGUUUGUGGAACAGGUGUGUCUGAAAAAGUGGACGGCCACUCACGAGGCAGCCAAGGUGGGCUGUGCUGACAUCCUGAUGUUGCUCCUGAGGCACGGUGGGAAGGUCUCAGCUCGAGACAUGCACGGUGUCACACCACUGGGAAUCGCUGCUGAGUUUGGCCAUACUGACAUCUUGGAAAUCCUUAUUCAAAAUGGGGGUGAUGUUGCUGCACAGGCCGCCAAUGGAGACACAGUGCUAUAUGAUGCAGCAGGCUCAGGGAACCUUGACUGCAUCCUCCUGCUCCUUCGUCACGGUGCAAAUCCUAAUGUGGCCAGUUUCGCCUUUCAGCUUCCCAUUCAUCGUGCUGCAUAUGAAGGCCAUUAUCUAGCUCUGAAAACUCUGAUCCCUGUAACAACUAAGAGGGCCAUCCACCAGUCUGGGAUGAGUCCGGUGCACUCCGCUGCAGACGGAGGCCACGCUUCCUGCCUGAAUUUACUUAUCGAGGAGGGCUUUGAUGUCAACUCUCUUCUGGGUGACCACAUUUCCAGCAACUAUGGUGACAUGAGGAAGACACCGCUGUAUUUUGCAGUGUGUAAUGGUGAUGUCACAUGUGCAGAAAUGCUGCUGGGGGCCGGGGCAAAUCCUGACCUCGACCCUCUGUUCUGCCUCCUCGUAGCUGUGAGGGCCAGCCAUUACGAGCUUGUGCGGCUGUUGCUGGCCCACGGCGCCAAUGUGAACUGCUUCUUCACAGCUAUCUGUGACACGGUGUUCCCCACAGCUCUACAGUACUGUCUUCAUGACGAAAUAAUGAUGCGUUUAUUACUCAACAAUGGCUAUCAUAUUGAAAGUUGCUUUCAGUGUGAGCACAACUUCUGCAUUUUUACACAGAGCUACACUACUGCCGAUGACACUUGCAGCUACUUGAACAAAGUGACGUUUUGUGAUUUCAUCAGUGUGAGCUGGUUGAAGCACCUGGUAGGACGGCUUGUACGAAUUCUUCUAGACUAUGUGAUACACGUUCCCAUCUGCCCCAAACUGCAGAAGAUCUUAGAGACCCAGAAUGAGUGGCCCGAGAUCUGUGACAUUCUUAGAAACCCACGCUGUCUGCAACAUCUGUGCAGGCUGGCUAUAAGGAAGAGGAUAACCCUGAGAAGACUAAACAACACCAGAUUUAUGAGUGCACUUCCUUUCCCCCCUGCGUUAAAGAACUAUCUAAUCUACAAGGAGUAUGACUUGUAUGGACAAAUGAAAAUGUGAAUUUGUAUAUGGAAUGUAUAAUGGUAGAAUGUAUAAUAUUAGCUAUUUUCUGGUACUGUUGUUUUCUACUAGUUUAAUGUCAUCAUGUAUUAAAAACAGAAAUUGGUUAAAGUUGAAAAUUGUCAGUGAUAUUACAGUUGAGAUCAAAAGUUUAUAUACACCUAGGACAAAGACAUUUAAACUCAAUUUUCUUGUUACCUUACUUUUCCUGACACACUUUUUCUAUGGGAUUCAGGUCAGAGCUUUGUAAUGGCCACUCUAAUACUUUCAUUUUGUUAUCUUUAAAACAUUUUGUUACAAUUUUGGAGGCAGUUGCGAUCACGUUUUAAUUUUCUGGCAGAUGUCUUGAAGUGUUCCUUCGGUGUUUCUAGAUAAUCCUCCUUCCUCAUGAUACCAUGUAUUUUCUGAGUCUCUUUUCCAGCAAAACACUUCCACAACAUGAUGCUGCCACCCCCAUGCUUCACAGUUGGGUUUGGUGUUCGUCAGCUUAAAAGCCUCACCCUUUUUUCUCCAUAUAUAGUGCUGAUAUCAUUAUGGCCAAACAGUUCAAUUUUUGUUCAACAGUUCGACAGGUGUAUGUAAACUUUUGGCCUCAACUGUAUAAAGAGUGAUGAUAUAUAUUUUGUUUUUAUACAUUGUUCAAAAACCACUUUGGCUUGGUACACAAACAACUUAGUAUUAAAA